This is a messenger RNA of Knipowitschia caucasica, 576 nucleotides long. NCBI's taxonomy places the organism in Eukaryota, Metazoa, Chordata, Actinopteri, Gobiiformes, Gobiidae. The record is from the annotation of a GenBank genome assembly.
AUGGCGUCGCACUCGGGAGGAGGCGAUCAAGAUAAAAACGACAUACUGGAAGUUGGAGCUGUUUUGUUAAAAGAUUUCAUAUUUGAGCGAGUCAGAAGACAUGGGGAGUGCAAUGCAGUGGUCACAAGGGAACAGUUGGGGGCAAGAGAACUGUGUGACCCAAACCACAAGAAACUGGCCCAGUGUCUCCAGCAGAUUGGUGAUGAAUUGGAUGGAAAUAUGGAUCUCCAACGAAUGAUAUCAAAUUCGUCACUGAAACCAACGAAGGACAUUUUCUUAAAAGUUGCUGUCGAGAUCUUUUCUGAUGGGAAGUUUAACUGGGGAAGAGUCGUGGCACUAUUCUACUUUGCUUGCCGGCUUGUUAUUAAAGCUCUUGUGACUCAAGUUCCUGAUAUCAUUAGAACAAUUAUCAGUUGGACCCUGGACUACAUCCGGGAACAUGUGAUCAACUGGAUCAGAGAGCAGGGAGGAUGGGAAGGAAUCCGUUCUCAUUUUGGCACACCCACAUGGCAAACGGUUGGUGUGUUCCUGGCUGGCGUUCUCACCACUGUUCUCGUCAUUCGUAAGAUGAGUUGA